Caenorhabditis angaria is the source of this 3310-nucleotide messenger RNA. Lineage: Eukaryota; Metazoa; Nematoda; Chromadorea; Rhabditida; Rhabditidae. The record is from the annotation of a GenBank genome assembly.
AUGAAGGUUCUACCUUUGUUUUUAUCAGUUAUCUUGGUUUUGGCCAAUCAACAAGAUCCAUACAAAGUUCUUGGAAUCAGAAAAUCAGCGACCGCCAAAGAAAUCAAAGGCGCUUAUAAAGCAUUGGCAAAAGAAUGGUGAGAAUUUAUCUUUCAAAAGAAUUAAAAUCCAAACAUUUUUGUAAAAAUUAUUCAGGCAUCCCGAUAAGAAUGGAGCAUCAGAUGCUGCUGAAAAAUUUAUGGAAAUCAGUAAAGCGUAUGAAUUACUUCAAGAUCCAACAAAACGUGAAAGAUAUGAUAGAUUUGGAACAUUUGAUGAUACUCCAGCUGGCGGAGGAAGAGGUGGUUUCAGUGGAGGAAGAUAUGAUCAAUUUUUCGGAUAUGGUUUUGGAGGUUUUGAUGAUGGAUAUUUUGCAACACAUCGCAUUUCUCAUCGAACUUAUCAACAUUCUGUAUUGGAAAGAUCUGAAACUCAACCUUUCAUAAUUUAUGCAUAUUCAAAUUAUUGUCAAUUAUGUUUUAGACUUCAAUCUGUUUGGAAGUCAGCUGUGCAAGAUCUUGAACCUUUAGGAUAUGGAAUUGCAACUGUAAACGCAAUGACUGAUGGAAAUCUAUUAGAGAAAUUGAGAAUUUCUCAACUUCCAGCAAUUGUAGCUGUUGUUGAAGGACGAGUUAUUCCAUUAAGACAUAGUUUUGUUGGAUUAUCAGAUAAGUAAGUUUUUUUCUAAAAUUAAUUUGAAGAAGAAUCUCCAUCGAAAUCGAUGAGUUUUCAGAUCAAUCCGACAGUUUGCUCAAAAAGUGAUUCCUGAUUAUUUUAUGACAAGAAUUGGUUCGCGACAAGCACUAGCAAGAUUUGUCGAACAAUGGAGAAGCACAAAUAAAGUUGCUGUUAUUAUUCUUGGAGCUGCAGCUGAACCACGUGUUAGAUAUUUGUUAGCAGCUAUGAAAUUCUCAGGAUUUGCCAAAUUUGCCUAUGUUUCUUUAUCGGAAAAUACAGAAGAAAUCAUUUCGUUGAGAAGUUCUCUUGAUAUUAAAUGCACUGCUUGUGAAAAUGUUCUUGUUUAUAAUGAUUUUGAACACGUAAGUAUUUUAAAGCGAUUUUUUGAAAAUAGUAAUAUAGAUCUUAACUAUGGUUAUAAAAUUCCAACAUCAAUAGCAUUUUUGCAGAAUGACCCAGUUGCUCGCCUUUCAAUCAGCCAUGCAAGUCAACUCAAAAAAGAAACCCUCGAAGAUUUCAUUGAGAAAAACAAACUUCUAACAUUACCUCGAUUAUCAUCACAAAAUAUGUUUGAUUCAAUUUGUCCGGUUUCUUCUCGAUCUCCUCGUCAUAUUUGCGUGAUUCUUCCAGUUGUUUCUGGAAAAUCUGAAAAUGAUCAUGUUGAUGCAUUCCGUGAAUAUGUUCGAGAUACAAAAGAACAAUGGGCAAAUCGACAUGUUCAUUUCUCAUAUAUUUAUGUUGAUAAACAACAAAAUUGGUUGACACCGUUUAUUGAGAAGAAAAAGACUGAUUCUCAGGUAAGUUCUUAUUUCAAAUUUUAAUGGGGAAAAUUUUCAUGAAUUAUUGUUUAGAAAAAUGCUCGAGAUCUUUUGAUAAUUUGGAGAAUCGAAUAUGUGAAAGCCAAGUUUACUUGGUUGGAUAAUUCGUGGACUGGAAGAAAAGAAGAAACAAAUGAAAGAAUAAAUGAUGUUGUUGAACAACGAAAAAGAUUAGAUGAAACAAGUCGAAUCGGAAAUUUGAAUGAUGAAUUUACUUUGGGUUUAUUCACAAGAUGGUGUCGAGCAUUUUGGAGAACAAUUGAAACAGUUUGGUUUUAUUUGACACAUGAAGAAAUAUAUAUGGCAUUAUCUGUUGUUGGAACACUUUUGACAAUUAUGACAAUUGGAUAUUUAUUGAAUUAUUUUAAUGAUUCAAAAAAUGAUGAAAAAGAGAAACAACAGAAAAAGAAAUAUAAAGCAAAUGAUGUUGCUGAUUUGACUGCUGAUGGAACUGAAUGGCAUCCUGAAGAUCCGAAAGUUCAGGCGAAAGAACAAGAGGCGAAUGGAAAAAAUCAACAAGGAAAAGCACAAAGGUUUGAGAAAGGGAAAGGGAGGAUUUUUAAUUAGUUGAAUUUUAUGAUUGGAUAUUUUUUUCUGAAAAAAUUCUGAUCUAAUUAUUUUUAAAUGUAUCAAGUUUUGGAACAGUGUUACUGUAAUGUUCUAGGAAAUUUUUCAGUUUUGGGAAAAUAAUUCCUUUUAUAUCCUGAAACAAUGUUUUAUUUAUUUCAGAAUCAUGUCAAUAAUGCGACCAUUGAUGCACGAACUUCGUGCCGAAACAUAUUUUGGAAUGAUUCGUUUAUUGAAACCAGGUUGUCGGUCUCUUGUUUGUCUUGUUGAUGAAGAAAAUAAGGAACAACUUUUGACUCGAUUUGCACAAUCCAUUUAUCCAAUUAGGAAGUAAGACAAUUUUUAUCAGAAUUUCUUUAAUAAUUUUCCGAUUUUCAGCAAUAAAACAUUCUCAUUUGGAUAUUUGGUAGUUCCAAAAAAUCUUGAAUGGUUCCGAAAAUUGCUCGAACAUACACUUCCGACCGAAGAAGCUACAACUGCAAAAGGAGCUGAAAUGUGUCAGACAAUGUUUAAGCGACUUAAGGUAAGAAUUUUCUGUAUUUUAGUUCUUUUAAAUUAUUUCUGAUUUCAGUCAAUAAAUCCUCGACAAUGCAUCGGAACAGUUUUGGCUUUGUGCGGUUGGAAAUUGUAUUUCUCAAUUUAUCAUCCAAAACAUGUUGAAGCCAGCCGGAAAAACUUUAUCGAUACAGAUGAAGAUGAAUCAAGCAGUGAUGAAAAUGAAACAAUCGAUAAUUCUUAUCGAAAUGAUGAAUUUGCAUCAAUGGGAGAACGAAAGAAAUUGCAUAAAACAUCAUCACAAAAACGAAUUAAUGUUGGAAAUGUUUUGGAUGGUUUUCCAAAUUGGAUGGAUCGAUUAUUAGAAGGAUCUAUAAGACGGUUAGUUUUAUAUUGAAAAUGGUUUGAAAUAAAAUUUGCGUUAUUUGAAACUCAAAAUUCGAAACUUUAUGACGUGGCAAAAUUGUCAUAACUUUUUCUAGAAUAAUCCAAUAAUUCAAAAAAAGUAUAAACGAUUUUCUGAUCUUUUUCUAUUGCAAAAAUUCUAAUAAUAAAUUUCUAUCUGACAAAAAAAAACGAUUUUUUGAAAAGUACAAACAAUUUCCCAGACAUGUCUAGAAAAAUCGUAAUAAAAGAGUUUUCCAUAUUCAUUUUUAAUAUCAUUUUUUCAUUCCAGAUACUACAUCCCGGAGUGGCCAGAUAAUCUCAAGUGA